Messenger RNA from Argentina anserina (silverweed cinquefoil), 1548 nucleotides. RefSeq names its product wax ester synthase/diacylglycerol acyltransferase 5-like. NCBI's taxonomy places the organism in Eukaryota, Viridiplantae, Streptophyta, Magnoliopsida, Rosales, Rosaceae. The transcript is spliced from 7 exons. Gene Ontology annotation, molecular function: diacylglycerol O-acyltransferase activity. Gene Ontology annotation, cellular component: plasma membrane. The record is from RefSeq and is a predicted model, not a curated record. Gene Ontology annotation, biological process: triglyceride biosynthetic process. Bases 1 to 1548 code for a protein of 515 amino acids.
AUGGAUGUGAGGAAAAGAAAAAAUGGAAACCAGAAGGAGCCUACUAGUAAUCGGAAACACGAAAAUGUAGCAUUCGAUGAUGAUUAUUUCACCAAUAAAGAUCAUCAGUUAGUUCUAAGCCCGGCAGCACGUUUGUUUCAUUCACCAAAAUUCUGUUGUUAUGUUGUUGUAAGAAUGGGCACCAAAACUAGGAUAAAUGUGGAAACUAUUAAAGCUGGCCUGAUGAAAAACUUUCCUAAUCAUCCUCGCUUCUCUAGCAGAUUGGUGAAUGAGGAUAAAGUAUUAGGUGAAGAAAAGAGAUGGGAAAGAGUUACACUAAAUAUUGAAGACCAUAUCAUUGUCCCAGAAGUAGAUUGGGAGAUGGAGGAUGCUGAUCAGUUUGUUGAUCAGUACAUUUCUAACCUUACCACAAGCCCUCUUGACCUUUCCAGGCCACUAUGGGAAGUCCAUAUCAUCAAUGUCAAAACCUCUGAUGCCCAAGCUGUUGCAGUGAUUCGGGUUCAUCACUCGAUGGGGGAUGGUGCAUCCCUCUUGUCACUUCUACUAGCUUGUAGCAGAAAAAGUUCGGACCCUGAUACAUUGCCUAUGCUUCCGACCAAGAAGAAACAGGAGGAUGGUUCUUCAAGUGAUUCGAGCAUGUUUUGGAGGUUCUUAUUGACUAUUUGGUCAGCAAUCACAUUGAUGAGGAACACUCUUGUUGAUGUUCUGAUAUUUUUAGCCACUGCUCUAGUUCUUAAAGACACAAACACUCCUAUGAGAGGACCACCUGGGGUGGAGUUUAAUACCAAGCGCUUCGUGCACCGGACAGUGAGUUUGGAUCACAUCAAGCAAGUGAAGAAUGCUUUGAACAUGACUAUCAAUGAUGUUAUACUAGGAGUGACACAAGCAGGUUUCUCGCGGUAUUUGAACAGACGAUAUGGUGAAUAUCAGAAGGAUGAGGGAGCACUGCAGAAGGGACACAAUAAUCUUCCGAAAGGCAUCCGCCUUAGAGCAAAUAUUCUCAUGAAUUUACGACCAGCUGUUGGGAUCCAGGAUCUGGCAGAUAUGAUGGCUAAGAAUUCCAAGAACAAGUGGGGCAAUAAAAUUGGAAAUGUCCUUCUCCCCUUCACCAUUGCUCUGCAAGAUGACCCUUUGGAAUAUGUUCGUGGAGCCAAGUCACUUAUUGAUCGAAAAAAACACUCUCUUGAAGCUUUUUUCACAUACUUAUGUGCCAAUAUUCUGGUCAAUCUAUUUGGAGCUCAGGUAGCUGGAGCUGUAGCACACAAAAUUCUUUGUAAUUCCACACUAUCAUUCUCAAGCCUGAUGGGUCCAGUUGAAGAAAUCACUUAUUACGAUCAUGAAGUUGAAUAUAUUGCUUCUAAUGUUUACGGACAUCCACAAGCUGCACAUUUGCAUUUUCAAAGCUAUGCUGACAAAAUGACUAUUUGCAUAUCCGCCGACCCGGAUGUAUAUCCUGAUCCUGAACAAUUGUUGGAUGAUUUAGCGGAUUCACUCAAACUCAUCCGCGAUGCGGUUGUUGACAAAGGACUCACCAUUGCCAAGAAAUAG